UGCCUUUCCCUUCAUCAGAAAUUUUGUUAUUUGGUCUGCUCUUUCUUAAUCUUGGAUUGGGAUUUAGUCUUUUUCGCUCUUUCGCAGUGUAGUGAAGAUACUACUGUAAUGAUUGUUCUUCUUUGGUUGAGCUGGUUAAUUUUAGUUCUGAGUUUGUUUCGAUUAUGAUUUUGUUUGCUUUGUUUCAGUCUGCUAAACCUCUGGAUCAGAUUAUCUAAUUUGAAUUUUGAAAGUUUCCGGCUUUUGCAUUUUGAACUUUUGGACUUGUCUCCAUUUGAUGAAACUGCUCAACAUCUGGUGGAUUUUUGCUGGGUUUUAGGGUUUUGGCGUUCUGAUUUUAUUUGGGUUCCUUUGUCUAUGAUCAUUGUGGAACCAAGUUGCAGUCUCGGAGACGACCACUGAAUCACUGAACUUAAGAGAUGGCGGAUUAGUUUAUCCUUCAUUGGCUUUUUCUAUGUACAGAAAGUCAGUCAGGAAGGCCGUCAGCUUGAUUGUUUUGCUUUGUUUCCCCUUUAAUGACUUGUGCAAGAUGAUAGUAUGCGUUGAAAUGAGGGUUGUCUGGUUGUUUUUCAAGUAAAAGAAUGUUCUUUAUUCGAUUCUGAUAUAUGUUAUCUGAUGCAGGCUGAGUUAUUUGUAAGUUCAUUGCCAAUUCCUUAGAUAUCCAGUGUUCUUUUAGUUACAUCUGGAUCAUGUCUUAUGCAUCUUGCUAUUGGGACUUGCUAAAAGUUCUUUUGAUAGUUCAAUUUUACGAGUAAACGUUACUGUAAAGUGAUGCAUGUCACUGAAUGUAAAGGGUGCGUUGGUAUCUUAUUGCACACUUGAAAAUGGAAAUCUUUAGGCAUAUAGAAGAUAACAUUAUAGUUUUAAGUGAUGAAAUUUCAUGUCUGCUCAACUAUUGCUCUGGAGCUGGAACAAUUUGGAAAGAGAGCCUUCCUAGUGAAAAGGACUGAAAUAUGGAUAUCAAUUAGCUUGUGAUGGAUAUGGUUUCAGAUGGAACCCUAUCACGUAUGGGGAUCUAUGCAGCUGAAGAGCGUGAACAAAAAAAGUGGUGCUACUUCGUACAACACUUCCGCAUCUCUAGUCUUAAUUCUUUCUCACCAUGUUAGCUUUGAUCAAAGGGUUCAUUUAAAGGAAUAAAAAACUUGAUGGGGAUCGAUCUUGAAAUGCCAUCAGGAGAAUACCAUAAUGUGCAUUUGGGUGAUAACAGACACCAACGACGACAUGGAGAUGGGAUAAACUUAAACUCGGUAAACAAUUUAGAGCUCCACGAAGGGAUAGAAUUCGAGUCCAAAGAGGAAGCAUUCGCUAUCUACAAAGAGUACGCUAUGUCUGUGGGAUUUACGACAAUUAUAAAAGCUAGUCGUCGUUCAAGAAUGACAGGGAAGUUUAUCGAUGCAAAGUUUGUCUGUACAAGUUAUGGAAGCAAAAAAGCUGCAAGUUCAGAGGAAACCAGAGGUACUGCUUCAAAUACAGAAGGCUUUAACAUUCCUCAAACACAUAGACGUGGAAGGAUGAACCGUUCUUCUUUGAAAACUGAUUGUAAGGCAUGCUUGCAUGUCAAGAGAAGGCAAGAUGGGCGAUGGGUUGUUCGUACUCUGAUAAAAGAACACAACCAUGAAACCUUUCCUGGUCAAACCCAUAGCACCAAAGGUCGUGGUUUUUCAGAUAGUAGCAGAGCAAGGAUGAAAAAGAUGUCAAACUCCAUGUUGAGAGAAUCAGGUAGUGACAAGAAACUUGAGAAACAAUAUGGUGCAAUUGCGAAAGAGAUAAAUAGCAGGCAACAGUUAGCUUUAGAGGACGGUGGUGUUGAAAGACUCCUGAACUUUUUUACAGACAUGCAAGAAGAGAAUCCUUUCUUUUUCUAUGCCAUGGACAUAAGCGGUGAGCAAACUGUAAGAAAUGCCUUUUGGGUUGAUGCAAAAGGCAGGUUAGAUUGUGAUAGCUUCAGCGAUGUUGUGUCUAUCGACACUAUGUAUAUCAAAAACCAGUAUAAGCUGCCACUUGUCCCUUUUAUAGGUGUGAACCACCAUGGUCAGUUUUUAUUGCUUGGUUGUGGAUUAUUAGCAGAUGAUACUGAAUCUGAAUUUAUCUGGCUCUUCCGGGCAUGGCUAAAAGCGAUGGGAGGACGCCAACCAAGAGUUAUACUUACCAGCCAAAACAACAUGCUAAAAGAAGCUGUUUCAGAGGUUUUCUCCUCUUCUCGACAUUGUUUUUACAUGUGGAGUACUCUAGGUCAGAUGCCCGAGAAGCUUGGUCAUGUCAUGAGGCAAGAGAAAAGAUUUGUGGAUGAGAUUAAUGAUUCUAUCUAUGACGCUAGCACGAGUGAAGAAUUUGAAAAGAGAUGGUGGGAGGUGGUUGAUAAGUAUAAUCUGAGAGAUAAUUCUUGGCUCCAGUCGUUGUAUGAGAAUCGGGAACACUGGGUUCCUAGAUACAUGAAGGAUGUUUCUCUAGUAGGGAUGUCUACAGGCCAGCGAUCAGAUUCUGUAAAUUCCCAUUUCGACAAAUACAUUCAAAGGAAAACUACACUGAAAGCGUUUCUGGAUCAGUACAAGGCCAUUAUGCAAGGACGAUGUGAAGAGGAAGCAAAAUCAGAUAUGGAAACAUUGCACAAACAACCUGGGUUGAAGUCUCCAUCGCCAUUCGGGAAGCAAAUGGCUGGAGUAUACACACAUGCGAUGCUCAAGAAAUUCCAAGUUGAGGUAUUGGGAGGAGUUGCUUGUCAUCCUAAAAAGGAAAGCGAAGAUGGAGCCAAAAGAAUUUUCAGGGUUCAAGAUUAUGAACAAAAACGUGCUUAUGUUGUGGUGUGGAACAGUGAAUCAUCAGAAGUUUCUUGUUCAUGCCUACUGUUUGAAUUAAAUGGCUUCCUUUGCAGGCAUGCCAUGAUUGUUCUGCAAAUGUCUGGCAUACUUAGUAUACCUUCUCGGUAUGUACUGAAACGUUGGACAAAGGAUGCAAAAAAGAGAGAAGUUGUAGAAGCACAGUAUGAAGUAGCUCCAUCCAGGGCUCAACGAUACAGGGAUCUUUGUCAUCGUGCUUUCAAAUUGAGCGAGGAGGCAUCUCUAUCCGAAGAGAGUUAUAUUAUGGUAACUAACAUGCUGGAUGAAGCUUUUCGGAAGUUUGAGAAUAUGAAUAGCUCAAUCGGAAAUGAAGCAGAGUCAACCUCACUUGCAGCUCAAGAUCCUCCCCGAUAUGAAGAAAUCACACAGAGCAACGCAUUUGAUGCAAACAAGAACAGCACAGCUGAAUCUCGACAGGUACAUUCACUGCAUGAAGUUCUAAGCAUUGGCAAGCAAGAAGUGUGGAGAACGACGGAACUUAGGAGUCGUCCCUCCAUUGUUGUCGAUGACUACCUCGGUGCCCAAAAACUCUCACACGGAAUGGUAGAAAGCGAUUCCAUAACCUCGAACCGUGAUGGUUAUUGUGCAGACCAAAGUAACAUACAAUCACUGGCUCAUCCAAAUUCUCUUGCAUCAGUCCCUAGUGUUCAUUCCAUAACUCGGAAGAGGCUUUAUCGAGCUCAGGAACAGUCGAGUUUCAGACCGCAAGCUAUGACUUCAUGUUUUAACAUUGAUGACGGUCUGCAAGAAACGGGACAGACGAGUCUCAGAGAUCUUCAGCCAGACAGCAAUGCCUUGAAGCAUCAUCAGUCCCGACACACAUGACCCUUCAUAAAGCUUUUCUACGGUACAAGAAAACACAUGACCCUUCAUAAAGCUUUUCUACGGUACAAGAAAAUAUCUGUAACGAGGGCAUGGUAGAAUAGAGAUGAUCAUAGUAAAUGGAGGUUCCUUCAGUUAACACUUCACAUACAGUUCCAUCGCCAUGUAAAUCCAUGAACAGAGAGCACCAUGAGGGCUUUUUUUUUUUAUCAAAGCAAAAGCUUUUUGCGGAA
Messenger RNA from Tarenaya hassleriana, 3892 nucleotides. Its product is annotated as protein FAR1-RELATED SEQUENCE 1. The transcript has 8 exons. Bases 1146 to 3662 code for a protein of 838 amino acids. Gene Ontology annotation, biological process: regulation of DNA-templated transcription. Gene Ontology annotation, molecular function: zinc ion binding. NCBI's taxonomy places the organism in Eukaryota, Viridiplantae, Streptophyta, Magnoliopsida, Brassicales, Cleomaceae. The record is from RefSeq and is a predicted model, not a curated record.